AUAGGUCUGGAAGAAAUAGGUGAUGCUAUUUUGGGUUCCAAGAAGAGAAACUUAGCAACUGGUCCUAUCAACGCCUCAGAUUUUGAUUGGAAUGCAGUGGAGACUUGUGUUCUUUGUGGAUCUUCCCAACCACCCUACGAGAAUGAAGAUGACCUUCAGGAUCAGAAUGGGAGCAUGAGCAUGGACAACUUAGCUGAGGCCAAUGGGCUGGAUGACACAAGUAGUGAACCUGACACUCGGCCUGAAUCACCUACUGAGGGGGCCUCCAAUGUUGAUGAACCAUUGGAUUUGAGCAUCAAGUCAGGUUCCCCUGUGCCCAAUGAUCAACACGUUCCACUUCCAAAAAUUCUUCCACCUAUCUUGAAAACUGCUUCUGUCAAUCAUAGGUAUUCAAAAAAGAAUGAAGGUCUCAGCACUAGGCGUGCUUACUCCAGUGUUGAUCUUCAAGCUGCACUCAAUGACAUCAGAAGUGGCAAAUUGGGCACAAGGAGAGCAGCUAUGCUUUAUGGGAUCCCUCGCUCCACGCUUCGUAACAAAGUUUACAAGUUGAAGACCUUAGAGCCUGGAGAUACUGAACUUGAUCAGAAGAUUGAAAACUCUCCAAGCCAGGCCUUGAAAAACAUGCUCAAAGCUCAUCUGUCAGAAAAGGCAUGUGGUUCUCGAGAAAGCAGUAGUUCUCCUCAGUCUGGAGUAGCUAGUGAUCGUGAGGACUUCAGUGAUGAGGCUCUGGCAACAAGUGGGAAAUCCUCAAUAGUCCAGGGCUUCAUGAAAUACAUGGCUGGUUACAAGAAUCAUCAGUCAAAGCCCAAGUGCCAAAAUGAAGAAUCUGAUGAUGUGAGGUCAUUGCUUCUAAAUCCUUUCUCUUCCAGUGUUUGUCCGUCCAAAAACGAGAGCAGCUUGACCAAGACUAGUUUGGUGCUUGGUGGCAACUUGGACCCUCCCAAUGGGUGUCCCUCUCCCUGUGAUGGUGAUCAUGUUGGUGAGAAUAGUGUUGGCUCGAGUGAUCAAGGUAAAGAUGCUAGCAGUGAGAAACCUUUGUCUAGUCAGUCUGUGAUCUCCAAUGGAGGAAGUUUGGAAAAAGCUCCUGGAACUGUAGCUAGUGGUGUAGAGUUAAGUCUGAAAGAUAUGAUUGCCAAAACCAUCACACGGAGGCUCAUGUCUUCUGCACCAAAAGCAGAAGUCAUUUCUUGUAGAUCAGGUUCACAAAAGCCUGAAAAAGUAUCAAAGGAGCCGGAAGCCCACUACAAAAAAGAUGAUAAUGCACGGAAAAAGCGAACCAAGAGGGGGAAAUAUCGUAAUUACGAUCAAGAUAGCCUAGUGGAAGCAGUUCGAGCCGUACAGAGAGGAGAAAUGAGUGUCCACAAAGCAGGCACAUACUAUGGUGUGCCACAUUCCACACUUGAGUACAAGGUGAAGGAGCGGCACCUUCUCAGGCAGAGGAAAAGACCUGCUAAGUCCAGCACUGACCAAUCAAAGUACCAAGCAAUUGCUCCUAAACCAGUCAAAAAGCAGGAAUCUCCUCAGCUGGCCAUUCCAUUCCCCAAGCAACAAGCCAAAGAAGCAAAGGUAACAGAUCCCCAUCACAAGUGGAGCAGCUCCAGCUUGUCAACACCACCAUCAACAGGGAAGGCAAAUGGAAUACAGUCUACCCUCUUUCCACCCUCUGCUGCGGCCUACCCCAGCAUGGCGUCUCAGUUGCCAUUUUCUCCAUUCCUUUUCUGGCCUCCAGGCUCUUCAUUCCUCCUGGAUCCCAACAUCAGUCAAGAUCCUUUAUUGGCAUCCCAGUGCCUACGACAGUUAUAUGAUGACUUGCACUUGCAGUCCUGGCUCAAUGCAUUGGGGAAGCAAGAAGGGAAAAGUUCUGAGGAACUUGAAAAAGGUGAAAAGAAGGUUACCAGCUCUACAAAUGGGUUGGAUUCUGACUUGGGGGAUCAUAGUCUCCAGGAUGAUCUCAGAGUUGCCAUUCGUGAGAUGGAAAAUGCUGUGAUGGAAGAGGGU
Molecule: messenger RNA, 1998 nt
Organism: Darwinula stevensoni
Lineage: Eukaryota; Metazoa; Arthropoda; Ostracoda; Podocopida; Darwinulidae
Source: the annotation of a GenBank genome assembly